CACGACGGACCAAAUAGCUGUUGCACGUCAAGAUGGCGCUGCUCAUGGACACCAGACUUUUUCUGAGAAAAGUUAAAGAUUUACGGUGUUUAACGCCAAGACGAAACCGAGUGAAGGAAAAAUGGGCUUUCAACCGGACCAAGUACCCUCCCACCAGCCUGGCUCUGCAGCACUUUGAUGCCACCCACAGCCUCCAGCUGGGGCCGCUGUGGCCGUCAGUCCGAGCAGCCUUGCUGUCAGAGAAGAAAUACGGAGCCCUGCUCAAUAAUUUCUCCUAUGAUGUGGUUCGGGCAGACCUCGAAGCCCAGGGAUGCAGAGACUUCCUUCGUGACACAGAGACAGAAGUUUCUGGUGCACAGCCAUUCUUGGAACAAGAAUCUGAGGUUGUGGGCGAUGAGGAAUCCAGCGGUGUUUCCAUAUCUAAGAAAUCUGGCAUUGAUGGUCAGCAGCUAUCUCCUCUCCACCUCAGUCCUCACAUCAAGUGCUUCGUGUUUCCAAGAGGGGAUAUCACAAGAUUCAAGCCCGCUAAACCAGACAGUUGUGGCUUGUUGGGUUACUAUCUCAUGGACGCAGCCUCUCUGCUGCCGUGUCUCGCACUGGAUGUCCAAGAAGGUCACAAUGUGCUUGACCUCUGUGCUGCUCCAGGAGGCAAGACCUUGGCUUUACUUCAGGCCCAGUCUAUAGGUUUUUUGUGUGUCAAUGACGCCUCAGUGUCUCGGACAAUGCGACUGAGAAAAGUCCUCAACAGCUACAUUCCUAAGCCUCUUUUUGAUGAGAAACUACGCAUCACCUCCUUUGAUGGCACCCUUUGGGGGGAAAUGGAAAGGAACACUUUUGACAGAGUCCUCGUUGACGUCCCCUGCACCACAGACAGACAUUCACUGAUGGAGGACGACAACAAUAUAUUCUGUAAGAGCAGGACCGGUGAAAGAAGAAAGCUCCCGCAGCUACAGCUGGAGCUACUGAUGGCUGGAAUCGAAGCAGCUUGUCCAAGUGGGGAGAUCCUUUACUCCACCUGCACACUUUCUCAAAUCCAGAACCAGAGUGUGGUGGAACAGGCAAUCGCCUUGGCUCAAGAGAACCACGGCAUCAAGCUUCAGGUUGUUGAUCUGCGACCCCUCACACACAUGUUCAGGAAAACCUUUCACUUCGCUCCCGACCUCCACCUGGGUGAGAUGGUAGUCCCACACUUAGCCGCUAACUUUGGUCCCAUCUACAUGUGCAAGCUACGGAGGCUCACAUAGACCGGUGACGGCUUCGCCUCUGGUGGACAUUUGAAUGACUGUUACGGCUUUAUGGACUCAUGAGAAGAUCCUCUUGACUCGUCUGUCUGUAUACACUGUAACUGUUGGAGCACCGUUGAAGGAGAACCUUUCGUCAUGGUGGUGGACUGUUGACUCACUGGGCUGCAGCUGGUUAAAUGUGAAAGAAACACGCAAACAAUCCAGUUGAAGGACCUGGACCAUGACAUUAUUAUUGUGGACAGCAUUGAGACGCUUGUACUCAAUCAACAGGAACACCAAAUUCAAUGUCAGUUAAAACUCACUCCACUCGGAAAAACUUAAAUGUCGAAAGUUUUUUGGAGUGAACCAGCUUUUUAACUGUAGUUUUACGUUUUUACCUGUAGGUGGCAACAGAAGCUCAAGAUUAAAAGUGUUCUGUGCCCAUGAAAGGGUUUCACUUUACCGAAACACACAUUUCCAUCAGAAUCACAAGCUCUCUUUAAGCCUGAAAUGAAAAUGUGGCCGGCUUGUUUCAUGAUUAUUCAUUAGGUUUGAUGGCUUUGCCUAAUAAUGCGAUGUGUGGGUAUAUAUGUGAAGACGGCAUAAUAAACAAGCAAGUAAUGAC
Molecule: messenger RNA, 1848 nt
Organism: Pseudoliparis swirei
Lineage: Eukaryota; Metazoa; Chordata; Actinopteri; Perciformes; Liparidae
Gene: nsun4
Product: NOP2/Sun RNA methyltransferase 4
Exons: 8
Coding region: 33-1244 (403 amino acids)
Biological process (GO): rRNA methylation
Cellular component (GO): mitochondrial large ribosomal subunit
Molecular function (GO): methyltransferase activity
Source: RefSeq, a predicted model, not a curated record